AUGCGACCACCUUUGCUCCUCCCGCUAUUCGGGAUUCUAGUCCCAUCGAGCGCCCUCUCAACGGCCCCAAACGUGCCAAUUAAGAAUGCAAAUCACAUUUUCAAUGUGAUCCAAGACUCAAUGCGCCAGUGGGGAUCGUCUCUGCACCACAACGGCGUGUCGUUCUUCCUCGCGGGUGUUCCCGCCGGUACACAAUUCUACCACGGGACCUCCAAAGCCAGCCCGGUUAAUGGCACCGAGUGGUUGGCGUUUGAGCCCGAACAUGCCAUGGUCUUCGCCCGGCCGCGACGCGGUCCCCCACCGCACCUACCACCCGACGAGGCUGAUACCGAGCGACAGGAUGGAGGCCAUGGCGAGCUGCGGAAGCGAAAGGAUCAUGGCACAGAUGAGAAACAUCACGGCCCGCCGGGUGAUCACCCGCCGAAGGCAUUCGAUGAGAAUGAGGCGGGGUAUUUGCAUACGUAUGCUGCAGCCAAGGAUCUCCGCCUUUUAUAUAUUGAUGGUAUGUCUGCUGCCAAGACACCGAAGGGCACCCUUGAUUCUCAGGAUGUGGUUUUAUUCAACGGCUCGUUUGGAGAUCCUCCCGGCCGGCGUGGACGAGAGAGCGAACGCGCCAGACUGGCCUGCGAGAUGGCCGACAACGAAUGGGAGGGUCGCAUUGACGGUGUGCUGCGCAUGGAGGCUGGAUUUGAGAUUAUCCUAUGUCACUUCGAGCGCGAUCUAAACCCCGUUCGAAUCACGCAGGUCAAGCAACACCCUGAGGAGCGACGUGGGCACCAGGGUAACCGUAAGCAUGGUGACCGGGAUGGUCCUCACAAAGAGGGUGAUGGCAAGCACCACAAUGGUUAUGGACCAAAGAAGGAGGACGAUGGGAAAGGGCACGGACCUGGUGGACCUGCAAAAGGGCCCGAUUCGUCGCGGUGGAUGCGCGCAAUCACCGCCCGCUAUAACGGAAUCGGUGGAAACCGAGUUUCGCUGAACUUCAAUCACUUUGUGACAGCCUUCUCCCACAACAUAGACCUCUUCCAAGACAAUCCAACCCUCCCCCGACUUACCAGCAUCUCUCCCGAGGAGCGCGCUGUCCUCCUUGCUGAAAUUACCGAUCUUAUCAUGACACAUCAACCUGCCGAUACCUCCGAGGAUUGGCAAGCGAUUACAGAUAUGAUUGUGACUCGAUACAGCAACGACCUGUCAUACCUUGCUUCCGGUAGUAUCGAUUCGAGCGAGCGCCUGCAGUCCGAGAUUGAGCGUAUUCUGUCUCCUUUCAUCGAUUAUGAUGAACGAGAUGAUGUCGCGGAAGUUGAGCGCUGUGCCACACAGUUCUUACCGCCGAUUUCAUCAGAAAACGGGGGCAUCGCAGCAAAUGCUGUUCACGGUGUUGCUCGGAAAAUCUGCUCAUCUUUGGUUGAGGCUGGGAAGAAGCAGGAUCUUAGUUCUGCGAUGCAGACUAUUCAAAACUUGGUUGUUUAUCUCGAUUGGGCGACGUGGAAGGAGUGCAGGGGUUGUGCGGCGAAUGAGAUUUGUGUCGUGCCUAUUUGGCCGAUGGGUACAGUCCAGGACUACAAUAGCCCUGAGUGCAAGGAUGCAUCAAACCCGUAUGAUCAGGGUGGAGAGAGUUACUGGGGUGGAAUGCAGCACUGA
Penicillium griseofulvum is the source of this 1641-nucleotide messenger RNA. RefSeq lists its product as uncharacterized. The record is from RefSeq and is a predicted model, not a curated record. The transcript has a single exon. The coding region runs from base 1 to 1641 and encodes 546 amino acids. NCBI's taxonomy places the organism in Eukaryota, Fungi, Ascomycota, Eurotiomycetes, Eurotiales, Aspergillaceae.